GCACAGAAGAGAGGACACACAGAAGACAUGGGCGACAGGACCACUUUGGGCUUUUAUUCAAACGUAACAAACAAGUGUAAAAUUGGCACUUCUAGGCUGUGUAAUAAAGCUCACAUGUGUGACCUGGGGUCAACUACUACACAAUACCUCUUUUUUGUCCUUAUCUUUUAGAUGGAAAGCUCUCAGAACAUGACUAAAAUUUUAAUUAUUCAUUUAAUAUUAAUAUUUAAAUAUUAAUAAUUAAGGCUUGAAUAAUGUGAAAAUAUGCUGUUCUACUUACCUUCUGACGUGGGUGACAUACUGUAAGUCAUUUUCAUGGUACUCAUAUGGAAUUAUUAUUUAGAAUAAUAUAGAAGUUAGAAUUUUAUCAAAACAUUUAAUGUUGAAAUGCCAAUUACUGAACUCUUAUCUAUUAUUAAAGCGUUGUGAUGAGCAAUGAAAGUGCUGUCUGAAAGUGCAGAGAUCUCACCACUCGAGGGCAAUGUUGAAGAAGAGAAAGCUCUGAGGACUGAACUCCUUAAACCUCAUAUACCAAAGUCAGAGUGUGGCGUCUUCACACAUUGCGACUCAUUGUGUAGUGUGAUUCUCUAGAUGUUUCCAGUGGAUAAUAAGAAGCCACACUUCUGCGCGUGUGGAACCUUAGUGAUAUGAAUUCAGAGAAGGACUCGACCCCAAACAUAGAUCCUCACCUAGGCUUAUUUUAGCUUUCUUGUAUUACGUCUAGGUUCUCCACAACACUUUUAAUUCUGUUACAUUAGCUAGAUUGUGUGUCAAUUUGGUUCUGUUUUAUGACUUUAUGAUAAUAAUAAUUUAUUUUAUUAUAUUUUGUACUACUGUCUUGGCCAGACCUGCGCUGGUUUGUGUUUUAUCUACUAAAGCUCAGUGUGGAGUCUUGCUGCGCUUUACCCUUUGGGGCCACUGGGGGCGCACUACCUAGAAAUGUAGGUAAGUUCAUGUGGAAUCGCACGAAAAAGAAACCACGGGAAAAGAAGCAAUAACAACAAGCCUGGGAUCGGGAAGCUAACUCAAAAACAAUAAAGCAAAAAAGAGGCAGUGUGUUUUGGCCGCGGACACACUCCGUGGGGACCACUGAAUCACUAAACGUAUAUGAGUUAGUGUGUAGGGACUGCAACAACCGAUACUGCCACUGUAAGCCAGAAACGAUGGCUGACCUUGGUGUGUCUCAGUUGAGCGUACUGGUGUUCUGUACUAUUCUGGUGUCAUCCCCUGCAGAUGCUUAUAUCUAUGCUCAUUUUGCCAAUAAGACAUCUAUGUUGUUUGAGGACCUUCCUGCUUAUUUUGGAUUUCCUCUGCCAAAGGAAGGGCUAAUGGGGAUGUUGGUGGUGUCCCAUCCGCUUAAUGCCUGCACACCAAUAGAUCCUCCUCCUCCAUUGCCUCAUGAUGCCAACAUAACUAAAGUUUUUGUUCUCAUCAAACGCUAUGAAUGCAAUUUCGAUAUAAAGGUUUUACAUGCACAACGCGCUGGUUACAGUGCUGCAAUCGUUCACAACAUGUAUUCAGACACACUUCUCAAUAUGAACUACAGCAAUGAAACUAUUGCUGAUGAGAUUGAGAUCCCAUCUGUUUUCACCAGUUACUUUGCCGGGCAGAUUCUCCAGAAUUUUUCAAAACAAGGGACCUAUUUGAUCCUCAAACCAGAGUUUGCUUUUCCACUCUCAUACUACCUUAUUCCCUUCACCGGAGUUGUUGGCAUGGUCAUUAUUGUUAUGUGUGUCAUCUUGCUCAUAAGAUGUGUACAGUACAGAAAAAGGCUGAGGAAAAAUCGAUUGUCAAAGGAACAGCUCAAACGAAUCCCAAUCCACAGGUUCACUAAAGGAGAUGACUAUGAUGUGUGUGCAAUCUGUCUGGAUGAGUAUGAAGAAGGAGAUAAGCUGCGAGUUUUACCUUGUUUACAUGCUUACCAUUGCAACUGUGUGGACCCGUGGCUCACACAGACCAAAAAGACGUGUCCUGUGUGCAAACAGCGUGUCACUCGGAACAACCUAGAGCACUCUGAGUCUGAGUCAGAGGAGGAAAAUGGAGGACACGGGGAGGAUGAAGGAGCAGAGAGGGAUUCUGAGCGCACGCCCCUGCUUCGACCGUCCAACCCUGCAUCUCCUUCAGGUAUUCCAGGCUCCUAUUCUGCCACUACAAACAUCACAGCUGCCCAGUGCCUCACUUCGACUCCACACUGCAACUCGCCCAUAAUGGUUGAGGAAUGCUACUACUCCCCUGAGGAGGAAACAGACACAGAAAGCGACGACACAGGAGAGUACAGGCACCACACUGAUGACGACACUGCGCAGCUCAUCACUAGAGUGAACAUCUGAUGGCUUCAAUGAGAUUACAUACAGAAAGUGUCUUUCUGUUCAGCUGUUAUCACACAACACUUCAAGAUACAUUUCUGGUUAGCUAGUUAUCUAGAAUAUUGUAACAUAACUUUUUCCUUUUAUAAUUAGAGGGUGUGUACAUGUUGGGCCAAAGCACAUGCAGCGAUCUGUUUAGCAAAAACCCGACAUUAAACAUCAAGCCAUUUUACACAAACUAGCUAUGAUCUUUUGUAUGUGACUACAGACCUUUUUUAUACGCGCAUGUUUUAAUUCAUAGCCAUAACGCCCGACCUAACUACUAGUUUUACACAAAUGCACUAAGGUGAGAGUGAAUCCCGAAGAAUCAUCUAGCAUAAAUUUUAAGCUCCAACUUUAAGUGAGAUAAUUCUUUUUUUUUUCUUUUUACCUUUAACCUUCUUGUUAACAUGUUUCAACACAUCUUUUUUACGUAUGUACUCAAUUCCUUAUCACUGAGACUGGUCACCAGGAUCAUAGAUUGCAGAUAUGUUACACACUUCUGCAAGUUUUACUUUCUUAUUGUUUAUAAAGUGUGCAUGGUCAGUCAAGAAAAUGUAUUUUUUAGCUUUAUCCAGUUUGUCAAGUUGAACAAACUUUAAAGCAACAAGUCCAUGGUCAGUAAAUACUGUCAAGGAUUAAAUGUGAUUUUUAACUUUUUCAGUACAACAGAAUCAUGAAGAUUAAUGAAUUUGAUUUCAUAUGUAAUACACUAGUAUAAAAACAUUUAUUAACUUUGGAUCAAUGCCUUAAAUUGGCUUUGUUGUUCAUGUGUAUGUGUUAACUGUUUAGAAACUGAAGGGACAGAUUCCACACUCCUCCUUUUCCUUUUGUCUAAAUGUAAGCCGUUCUGAUGUUGGUCUGAAAAUCUGGUCCAUGUCUGUGUCUGUGGUUCCCUGCACUUAGUGGUAGACAGCUUUGUCAUUGUUGAUUAGCACCUGGAAAAGUCAACACUCAACAAGUUGUUUUAACAACCUUAUAAAAUGACAUGAGGUUGGUGCUGCUACAUCUAAAGAGCAGAAGGAUUUUUCAAGUUUAAUUACUUAGUGUGGAAAUCUUAAGUACUGUUUCGAUUUCCGUAUUUACUAAGCUGCAGUUCAUCUGUACUGUAAGUCUUUAAUCCUUCAACUAUUCUAACUACAGAUAUAAUAUGCUGCUGUCAUCUGAGUAUUUUCAUUAUAGAAUAUUACUGUUUACAAUCAACUUCAACAGACAAGACCACACAUUUUCUGACCAAAAAAAACAUUACAGCUACAUAGACCAGGAAAAAAGCCCUGCACAUGAUGUAUAUACGUGUACAUUUCUGAGAAUCAGUAAGGCUGUAAAAUUAUAACAUUCCUUCUCAUGGUUGAUUAAGAGACACUAAACUAUCUAGGUUGAUAUGGGACUUGUUUGCAAUUAUCUUUAUUGUAAAGUAACAGUAAAACUGUUUUCCUGCAGGAUGUUCAAAUCUCUUUCAUAUGGUUCUUUUUUCCUUCUAUACUACGUCUCUAUUUCAGAGACUUUAACCCUUUCUUUUAGGAUGUGCCUAGUUUAUCUUGCUAAUAAAUGUACAGUGUCAAGCUUAAUUCUCUUGUGGAAAGCAGAUCUGAAAUGUCUAAACAGAGCUUAUGGAAAGCAACUAUGUAUGAUUUUUUUGACAAAUUAAAUGACAUGAAAAUGAAA
Messenger RNA from Betta splendens (Siamese fighting fish), 4010 nucleotides. It is a transcript of the gene rnf167, whose product is annotated as ring finger protein 167. Gene Ontology annotation, biological process: positive regulation of DNA-templated transcription; ubiquitin-dependent protein catabolic process; protein ubiquitination. NCBI's taxonomy places the organism in Eukaryota, Metazoa, Chordata, Actinopteri, Anabantiformes, Osphronemidae. Bases 1164 to 2330 code for a protein of 388 amino acids. Gene Ontology annotation, cellular component: cytoplasm; nucleoplasm. The transcript is spliced from 10 exons. The record is from RefSeq and is a predicted model, not a curated record. Gene Ontology annotation, molecular function: ubiquitin protein ligase activity.